ACUGUGAUAAAAGCUGUCAGAUGCUCUGCUCGGACCUGCAGCCUACACGUUGCACUGCUAGAAUGGGAAAGGUUCAUCAGGGUGACAGUGAUGCCAGAGAAACUCAGAGUGAGCUCAGUUUAGUGCGGGUCAAAGGUACAUGGAAGAGCAAACUAGGGAAGAUCAACAAGGACACGGUCGACUGUGUUUCAGCUGCAAAAAUCUAUGAAAGCACUACACUCAAGGGCACCUCCUGGACCGUGGUCAGUCCCAUCACGUUUACAUACAAAGUCACGGAGACUCAUGGCCUGCUGGACCCAAGCAACGACACCCUCCUGCUGGGCCACAUCACCGACCCGCAGCAGCUGGAGCUCAUUAAGAAAUCAAACAAACCAAUCAGACGAUUCAUUGUCAUUGACCAACAAGUCUGCGAUAUCUAUGGGCCUAAGCUAACUGAAUACUUAGAGACUAACAAUGUUGUGUACAAGAUAUUGGCUCUUCCAACCACGGAAGAGAACAAAUCCAUGGAGACCGCCCUGAAGAUCCUAGAAGAGGUCAACAACUUUGCCCUGGACCGCCGCACAGAGCCCAUCAUCGCUGUUGGUGGAGGAGUGUGUUUAGACAUAGUGGGCCUGGCUGCUUCCCUCUACAGGAGGCGAACCCCUUACAUCAGGGUCCCGACGACACUGCUCUCCUACAUCGACGCAAGCGUCGGCGCAAAGACCGGGGUAAACUUUGCAAACUGCAAAAACAAGUUGGGUGCCUACAUUCCCCCUGUCGCCGCCUUCCUCGACCUGUCAUUCAUAAAAAGCGUUCAACGAAGACAUAUCUCAAAUGGGCUGGCAGAGAUGUUAAAGAUGGCUCUGAUGAAGCACAAGGGCCUCUUUGAGCUUCUUGAGGAACACGGCUCUAUGUUAUUGGACACUAAGUUCCAGGCGGACAACUGCGUGUACGGGAACAGCAGCCCAAAGGUUGCUUCACAGGCCACACGUAUUGCCAUCACAACAAUGCUGGAAGAGCUCGCCCCAAACCUUUGGGAGGAUGACCUAAACAGACUUGUGGACUUUGGCCACCUCAUAAGUCCGGCUCUAGAGAUGAAAGUUCUCCCUUCUCUGCUGCAUGGCGAGGCAGUGAACAUAGAUAUGUCUUACAUGGUUUACGUUUCCCAUGAAAGUGGGCUAUUGACAGAAGAAGAGAAGCAAAGGAUCAUCAACUGCAUGAUGGGCCUGGAGCUCCCCGUUUGGCAUGAAGAGUUUACAAUGGAGCUGAUACAGAAAUCCCUGCAGGACAGGCUAAAGCAUUCUGGCGGCCUGGUCAGGAUGCCUCUCCCGGUCGGCCUCGGUCAAGCAGACAUUUUCAACAACACAUCAUAUGACAUCCUGCACAGAGCUCACAUCAAGUGGUGUGAAGAGCUGAGCAUCUCGUCUGACAGCAGCAACUGUGACGCUUAGUCUGCACAUUUUACUCCAACUAAAGUGUUUUUUGUUUUUUUUUUCUUUAAGAAAUAUGUUUGAAUUAAGCAUGGCUUUACGUGAAUCACACCGAUGGAGCAAACUGUAUUAGAUGUAGACUGAAGUCUGCAGCGUUUCCAGAGGGAAGGUCAGACGUGGGGCAGCUGUGUGUACACUGGCAGUACACAGUCUUCAAAGGUUUAAGGCAGAAAUAUGUCCGUUUUUUUAUCAAUUGAAAUUUAAAGGGUAAUAAAAUGCACCAAAAUUAUUUUCAUAGUUUAAUACUUGUUGAAUUUGCUCGUGAUUUCAAUAUAAAUGCAGCAACAUUAUAAGUAUAAAGUGUAAGUACAUUAUAUGUAUGGUCCAUUAAAGAUGUUUUGCUGA
Messenger RNA from Cololabis saira (Pacific saury), 1814 nucleotides. RefSeq names its product 2-epi-5-epi-valiolone synthase (gene eevs). Gene Ontology annotation, molecular function: 3-dehydroquinate synthase activity. Gene Ontology annotation, biological process: antibiotic biosynthetic process. The record is from RefSeq and is a predicted model, not a curated record. The transcript has 5 exons. The coding region runs from base 21 to 1430 and encodes 469 amino acids. Lineage: Eukaryota; Metazoa; Chordata; Actinopteri; Beloniformes; Belonidae.